Molecule: messenger RNA, 1372 nt
Organism: Tachysurus vachellii
Lineage: Eukaryota; Metazoa; Chordata; Actinopteri; Siluriformes; Bagridae
Gene: suclg1
Product: succinate-CoA ligase GDP/ADP-forming subunit alph
Exons: 9
Coding region: 101-1084 (327 amino acids)
Biological process (GO): tricarboxylic acid cycle
Cellular component (GO): mitochondrion; succinate-CoA ligase complex (ADP-forming)
Molecular function (GO): succinate-CoA ligase (GDP-forming) activity; succinate-CoA ligase (ADP-forming) activity
Source: RefSeq, a predicted model, not a curated record
GCCGCCGAACCGCAGGCAGCUGAGAAGACCCUUAGUGUGUAGUAGUGUGUGUGUGUAGUAGUGCAUAUGUAUGUGUAUGUGUGUCAUUGCUGAGUGACCCAUGAUGUCUCACUGCAGAUUGCUCUCGCGGCUCCUCUUGCAGCAGCAGCAGGUUGGAGUCCGACGCUGUUACACAGCCACACGGAAGAGUCUCUACAUCAACAAGGACACUAAAGUCAUCUGUCAGGGUUUCACAGGAAAACAGGGAACCUUCCACAGUCAGCAGGCUCUGGAUUAUGGCUCCAAGUUAGUCGGAGGCGUGUCUCCUGGAAAAGGCGGGAAAACUCACCUGGGGUUGCCGGUGUUCAACUCUGUGAAGGAGGCGAAGGAGGGAACAGGAGCCGACGCCACAGUUAUCUAUGUUCCUCCUCCGUUCGCGGCAGCGGCCAUCAUUGAGGCCAUUGACUCUGAGAUCCCACUGGUGGUGUGUAUCACGGAGGGAAUCCCGCAGCAGGACAUGGUGCGGGUCAAACACAGGCUCCUUCGCCAGAACAUCACCCGCCUCAUCGGCCCCAACUGCCCCGGGGUCAUUAACCCUGGAGAGUGUAAGAUCGGGAUCAUGCCUGGACACAUUCACAAGAAAGGAAGAAUCGGCAUCGUGUCGAGGUCCGGGACGCUGACGUAUGAAGCGGUUCACCAGACGACGCAGGUGGGACUCGGCCAGUCUCUGUGUGUCGGAAUCGGUGGAGAUCCGUUUAACGGCACAGACUUCAUCGACUGUCUGGAGGUGUUUCUGCAGGACCCAAAAACAGAGGGAAUCAUCCUGAUCGGGGAGAUCGGAGGCAGCGCAGAGGAGAACGCAGCCGAGUUUCUGAAACAACACAACACUGGUGCUAAGGCUAAACCAGUGGUGUCGUUUAUCGCCGGUCUCACGGCGCCCCCUGGCAGGAGGAUGGGUCAUGCAGGUGCCAUCAUUGCAGGAGGAAAGGGCGGGGCUAAAGAGAAGAUCGCCGCCCUGCAGUCGGCUGGCGUGGUGGUCAGCAUGUCUCCUGCCCAGCUAGGAAGCACCAUUUUCAAGGAAUUCGAGAAGAGGAAGAUGCUGUAACGCGGACGUGACGCGGACGAACAUCGUCGACGCUCCAGAAGUGUUUUAUUAUUGUUUUCAGCCAGGAAAUUACAAAUCCUGGAGAAUUUUCCAGAACGAUUUUCUUGUUCUUUAUCACAGCGAGCUGACGGUCAUAAUUCCUCUGUGACAUUAAAACCUUCGAUGUCGAUGUCACGGGCGAGCGCAGGGGCGGCGCAUGUACAGCGUGUAUCACCUUCAUCUUCACUUCCUCAUCAUCACUCAUUCUGCACAGUCUGAAAUAUAAUAUAACUCUCUUUCCUCCUCCUG